AUGGGUUGUAUGAGUGCCAAAGAUGUCCAGUAAUCUAUUAACAAAAACAUCUAUAAUAAUAUGAAAUAAAUACACAUCAUAGCCUUUGAUCAACUUUUUUUAUUGCAAUCCCAAUGUUUAAGAGAUCUCGAUCUUCUACAGAGUAAGGUGAUAUCCAGAAGAAUCAAUAUGAUCAAUAUCACAAAGGCUCAUCUUCUCAAUAACCCUCUAUUGACUGAAGCAUAUAAAUUGUGGACUUGGGGUGUUUCACUUUGUAACAGGGGAAAUUCAAAAGGAAUGAAUGUACAUUACAGUUUCAGCAACCCUAAUGAAUCAGUUGAGAAGAAUCCUACAUUCAUUUACAAUCUAGGUUCCUGCAAAGAACUUAGAUUUCUUUGGUUCGCUAUAAUUCUCAAGGAAUAUGUUGAAUAUGUAUAAAUUGCAAAACAAUAAUUUCCAGAACAGCGUCUCAAGGCCAAAGAUAUUUAUGACAAAUUGAAGACUAUGAAAGAACAAUCUUAAAUUUACUUAAAUAACCUAUCGCCAGCUGAAAAGGUUGAAGCCUUUUCAAAUAUUGAAUAUAAUAUGGGUAAAAUUCAUAAAGGAUUGCACAAUGCAGAUUCUUUUUAUGAACAUCUAAAGGAAUUAGAGUUUGAGUUAUUAUCAGUUAUUGAUAAGAAUAAUCAAUAUGAAAAUGAAGCAGAUCAAUGGGGUCGUAAACUAUAUAGAGAUCUAGAUGUCAUACUUAUUGGCGAUGAUUCCUAUAGAAUGAGAGCAAAAAUGAAUAGUUUAGUAUUAUUGUAUCAUCCGGGUAAAAAAAGAGCAUAAGAAGAAGAAGAUUACUAUUAUAAUGUUAAAUUAGAACGUUCAAAGAUUAAACCUAAAAUUAUGAACAAUGGCGAGGAAGAUAAGAAGUUUAAUUGUAAAUUAAGAUGGACUGGUUGCUCUGAAGUUGAUAGAAAGUGGAGUGAAAUCUCAUACAUUUUGGAAGAACACAAUGAAUAAAUGAAAUAAAUAAAAUAGAUUAGAAACAAAAUACGGAAUGAAUUAUAAACAUAUAAGUAUGAAGAUGACAAUUUGAUUGAAGCCUGGAAAAUUUAUUGUCUCUCUUUAUUAACUGAAAUAAAGGAUGUAAAGAUUACAUUAAACAUAAGUGAUUAAGAAUCAGUCUAGAGGAUUCUCAAAAAUUAAGUACCUUUAACACAGAAUUUAGAACUACAAUCCAAACUAUUUAGUGAAUAUUUCUUCAUAAUAAGACCUUCAAAACAGAAGUAACUGAAGGAGUAUUGGAAGAAGUUAGAUUUUGAUAGGUAAUGGAUUUAAGGAUCAUUUAUGAACUAUGAUUAAUUCAAGUAGAUGCAUCACUAAGAUCAGUAUAACAUGAUGACAAAUUCAGCCAAGAAUAUAUAUGAGUUUACUUCUAAGAACCCUGUUUAUCAAUAGAUUUAUGAGAAAAAAUACGUGAGAUUAGAGUAAGAAGCUGAGUAGUUAUUUAAUAAUGGGAAGUCUAUUUUUGAGGAAAUGCAGAUACUCUAUGAAUAAUAUAAAAUCGACAAAGACGUUGAUAAAUUAAUGAGAUAACAAUUAAGAAGUGAUGAUAUUAUUUUAAAGAAAAAAUAGAAACUUUCCAAAUAUAAUUGAAUUAAUUUAUUAUAACCUAAUUAAAAU
Molecule: messenger RNA, 1647 nt
Organism: Paramecium tetraurelia
Lineage: Eukaryota; Ciliophora; Oligohymenophorea; Peniculida; Parameciidae
Exons: 3
Source: RefSeq, a predicted model, not a curated record